UGGGCCUGGGCUGGCCCCAGGGCUCGCACCUGGAGCCCUUGACCUUUUUUGGCCCAGCCUGAAGCUCCAGGCCUCUGGACUGCGUCUGGGAAAUGUGCGACCCAGGGUGGACAGGUGUGCUGCGGCCGCAGAGAGAGCCGCGGCUGUGUGUUUGGAAGGGUUAAAGGAUUCUGCUCAGCCACCUCCGGGAUCUUGUCAGGGGUCGAUUCUACCUGGACAGAGCUCUUAAGACUGGGCUUGUCAAAAGUGUACUGGAAGUAGCCCGUCGUUUCCUUUCAAGCCUUCCAGGGUUGCAUCAGUCUCCAACUGCUAUAAUGCUCCUAAUAAAAUAUGCUUCAAUUUCCAGGGACAGAUGGGAGGUGGGGUGGGCCAAAUGAGACCAGGCAUCCCCUUAGAUUGGGGCUGUGACUGAAGCCACCCUCCUCUGUUAGCAUCGGAGUGACCCGGAAAAUAAGUCCAGCUGACCGGGAACCCAAGAGCGUGGACAUGCCUGCUUCAUGGACUGCUGGGAAAGACCCACCGGUAACAAAGGGGACCCCAGAAGCCUGAGGGCGAAGGUCAGGGCUCCUGAAAGUUUUUAAACCCAUCAUAAACACACAUAAGUCACACAUAAGUGCUCUUUGAAUCUGCUCACUUAUGAUGUUAGAAGAACAUUUUCCAUAACAUAUCUUUGUGGCUCUACUUAGUAUUAAUAGCACAUAAGUAUGUGGACCUGAACUUCUGAAUCCCACGGCAGAAUUAGAAAAUAAAAUGCAUCAUACAGAGAAUAAUGAAUUUGUCUCUCUACCUGUGGCACAAAUGAAGAUUCCUGCUAAAUACUGGUGCUUAGUGCUGUGUAGUAGUUCAUGAACAUUAAACUUGCCUUCUAAAUUUGUUAACAUUCCAGUGUAAGUUUUAAGCACAUUGGGAAGACACGGUUACAAAAUCCCCUCCCUAAUCCCAAAUAAUAUCCCAGUUCAUUCAUGUUUUAUUCAGACUUAAAUAAAUCACUAGCAGAACUCAGCCUCUCUCAUUUAAGAUUUUGUUGUAACUGAUUCCAAUUCAAAAAAGAAAAACUACUGAAAUUAGAUGUUGUAAACAAAAGAAACAGCCAAGAUUUAAAAAUAAAAAUUAUUAUGCUACAUUUCAAGUUUGAAUGGAUAACGAUGGAAUUCCGCAUGCUGCAAACAAUACUAACAAAUAGAAACACCAAAAAAACACGCUACUUGUCCAAGCAUCACUAAAAUAUAAACAAACUAACCAACAUAAAACAGCCUGGGGCCCAUUCAUGUCUUAGUAUUCAAAGGUAAUUGCCGUCGGAGGCCUGGGAACGCUUUUCUUUCCUAAGGGGCAUGGGCUUAAGGGACAACCUGCUUUUGUUGAUAUGUACUAAAAGUUCUGCUAGACAAAGGCUUGAAUCCUCCAGAAUCCAGCACAAAAGUGAGAAUAAAUUUCAAGCUGGAAAAUACUGCUGUUGCCGUCAAUGAGAGCGGCUUACUGAUUCUGACAAAAAGUUGUGAUUUGUGCGCUCCUGGCAAUAGCAUUUCCUGCUAUGAUGGUCUCGUAGAAUUUUUGAAAAUGGACCAUUCCAUGAGAGUCUUCAGGAAGUGAAGCAUCUCGUGGUUUAGCACCUUGCUUGGAUGCACUUUGGUGGGUGAUAGGCUGAAUGGCUUAGUCUGUUUAAUCAGGGGAGGGUAAAUGUCUUGGUGGAUAGCUCAAAAAGAGGAAAAUGGCUUGGUCCCCCUUUCUUCGUAGAGUCAUAAAGAACUAUUCAAACCUCUUAUUUCCCUCUUGCAAUAAGGUUCUCCCCAUAAGUCCUUGCUGAUGUCUUCAGGGGCAGCCCAAGUGAGUGGAUCCUGGCGGUGCCCCCUGGUGUGCACAUCUUGCCUGGCUGCAGCAGGGUUGGCACUGGAUUUGGGGAGGAAGAGAGGCCUGGUAAAGGAGACUUUAGUCCCUGCUGCCAAGAGGCGCUCUGUUAGCCAGAAGGACUUUGUCACUUUAAUGGAACUGUUUCCCUACACCUGUGCCUAGAAGUGGACCCUUGGUAUAGCACACAGAGAAUAAUGGUCUACCUCAAUGCUGAUGAAUUCAUCCUUUCCCAAAAACAUUGAAGCUGUAUAAUUUGGAAAAGAAAGAAAGGACUAGACCUUUAGUGUGUAUUUGAAAGACAGUCAAUCUUGACAUCACUUUUGUGACAGUUCUUGAAUCCUCGGUGAGAGCGGAGGUUUGGUUUUCCCAUAGAAACUGUCAGUGAGGCAGUGAGGCUGCUCUGCUGUCACCACGGCUCUGUGGCCUGUCAGUCUUUGCUGUAAGGUCAUAGAUGUGCUCCUUGAUCCCACAUGGAGUCCUGUGAGGACCGAGUGAGAACCUGAGCCCCUUGGGAGCAGCCCCAGUGCCCACAUGGUGGGGGACAGCAGGCAUCAGAAAAGGGCGAGGCGGGAUGUGCACUGGGUCAGGGCAGUGUCCCUGCCUCCUAGAGAGCCCCUGCCUGUGCUGGGCUCUGCAGUGGAGAGUUGCUGGUGGCCUUGGCCCUGGAGCCCUGGCUCCCGCCUAAUAUUCUGCCUGCCCCGUUGAUGUUGUGCUUGGCUCCUGUGGGACUGCAACUCACGGCUGGAAACUGGAGCCAAUUUUCUGUCUUCAUCUCGCAGUGUUGUGACUGGAGGCAGAUCCAGUGCAGGCCGAUUGGGGCUGGUGGAAACAACUACCGAGUGUCUCUGUCUGCCUUGCUCUGGGAAGACAAGCGAGGGAGUCCCAGAAUGUCACAGAGGAACUGGCCUGCGGAAAGGAGAGGAGCGGGAGUCGGGUUCCAAGCAGACUGUGCCUGCAAGCAGCAGUUGGGAUCUGAGGCUGUCAGAGAUGACUCUGGUUCUGUCCAUGAAUAGAUUCUGUGAGCCCAUUGUCUCGGAAGGAGCUGCCGAAAUCGCUGGGUACCAAGCACUAUGGGAGGCUGACAGCUGCAGAGGCCCGAGCCCCCCGGGGCCGGCACAGGCUCCUCUGCAGGGAGACCGGGGAGCCGGGCACCCCCUGGCAGGGUCCCAUUACAGGGGAAUUUCAAAUCCUAUAACAACAUCCAAGAUUACAUACUUUAAGAGGAAGUUUGUGGAAGAAGAGGAUUUUCACCCGCCACUCAGCAGCUGUAGCCAUAAAACCAUCUCUAUUUUUGAGGAACGAGCCCACAUCCUUUAUAUGUCCUUAGAGAAGCUGAAGUUUAUCGAUGACCCUGAAGUGUACCUCCGACGAUCUGUUCUUAUAAACAAUUUGAUGAAGAGGAUCCAUGGCGAAAUCGUCAUGCAGAGUAACUGGUGCUUUCCGGCCUGCUCUUUCGGCAGCGCCUCUGCCCAAGAGUGGUUCGUGGGUCCAGACUGUCCUGACCGCAAACGACCACGCAUGGCCAAAGAGGAGUGUGAGGAAUUCCACGCCUGCUGCUUUUAUCAGGAAUGUGGAGGCCACUACCUAAACCUCCCCCUUUCUGUCAGCGCGAGUGUUGGAAGUACCUCCGCAACCGCCGCCUCCCCUUCCUCCUCCUCUCCCGCUCUGCCUUUGCCGAGUUGUUCCCACCAGUUGGGUUUCGACACCGGCAGUGCAUCCAUUUACAAGAGUGACGGCCAGAUUCCUGCCAGUGAAAUCUUCGAUACGAAUGUCAGGGCACGUGGCGUCCAGGAAAAGGCCAAGUUAAACGAUGAGAAGACGGAUGAUGACACUCACGGAGGUGGCAACCCCCUCACCCACGAACCUGGGGGAAACGACCUUGAUUGUGAGUGCAAAGGCCAAUUUUAUGAUUAUUUUGAGACUGGAUAUAAUGAAAAAAACAAUGUAAGUGAGUCUUGGAGAAAGUCUUUGAGGAGAAAAGAACCUUUACCGAGUAACAAAUUAUGCUGCAGCAAAGGGAGUAAAAUAUGAGCCAUCUUUUCACCAAAACUCAGAAGCAUGCGCAGCAUGAUCAGUUAGCUCUCAUAUGUUUUAUUUUGAAUGGAUUUUAUAGUUUUGUACAACUGAUAAAAUCAUGUCAUGAACAUUCUGUGCUGUGUCAAUGCCUGGGGAGCAGAUUGUGUAAAACAUCUGUAUAGUAGGCCUCAGCAAGCUCCUUACAAAUAUGGUGAUUUUACCAAGAAACACUCAACUUGAUGCUUCGAGGUGUAUCUUAGUUUUCUUUAAAAAAAUCACUAGAUUAGACUGGGGACAGUGUACCCUUGUGAUAUUUCCAUUGCCCCCAGAAGCCUGUCACUAGCUAAGAAAGUGCAAUGUGUUUGCCGAUUAAUUAGGUAGUUAUUUGAUAAGCACACAAUGUAACCAGCAAAGGAUGCCUGCUGCUUCUGUAGGAUGCAGAAUUUUUUCUAAAUAAAAGACUGAAGACAGGGCGCUAGAUGGACCAGCUUCAUGGUGCUGGUUUCUGUAUCUAACGACCUCUGUGAUGGGUGAAGACGGACUACACCAUGGAGCAUACCUUUCUGGGGCCGCAGGCGUCAGUCUGCACAGAGUGGAUCCCCUGUAAGCCUCACUUGUCUGUGGUGGUGAUGAGGCGAUGGAGGAGGUGGUAUACAGGGCGAUUUUUGGUGCCUUACUUUAUCUUAAUUUUUGCCAAUGUGAAAAUUAAGGAUAAAUCAGAGUUACAGCAGGGAUUUAACAAACAGGAAAAAAAAAACAGGGUGGAUCCAUAUGGUUUGGAAACUGUUACCUUUGAACUAUUGUGUUCAGCUUUUGAUUCAACAUCUCUAUUCUUCCUUUAUUUUUGAUGCCCACUUGCUUUGGGUUUAGCAUUUCUGGAUAGGGAUGGAGGAGACAUCAGAGAGAGCUGUUAGGAACCAGCACUAGCUACUUGAGCUUUUCUAUGGCGACAGCGUGUUGCUGGGGUCUGGGUGUUCUGGGUUUUGGGUUGUUUUGUUUUGUUUUCUUGUCCAAUGAAGUUCAUGAACCCUGUGGCAUGCGUUAUACUUUGACCUGUUUUGCAUCAUUUCACUCGUUUAGAUUAUAAAAGCAUGUGGUUUUUUUAUAUAGGACCUUUGCUGUUGAUUAAGAAGCACAAUGUUAAUAAAUGAUGUGGUCGAUAAGGUUUAUUUUAAAGAAUGUAAAGAUUUUAGCUUUUGGAGAGUUAUUUUGGAGAAAUGGGACUCGGUCUGCAGUUGUUAACUGUAUUUGGCCCGCAUUCUUCUUGCUGAGACCUUAAACUUGUGCGUUGGCGGGCGUGUGCAGGGCGGCCCUCUGGCCGGCCGGCCUGCCGUCUGCUGCAGCAACGCCUCCAGCCACACUUCCCACUGCCACGGCUGCUGCCUGACGUGGUCUCUUCACACAGCACUGCGCAGAAACUAAAGGCCAAGUGGAGGAGAUAAGUAAGUCCUCCUGGUUUCUCCAAGAUAAAGCUUUUUUAUUAUCACUAUUAAUAUUAAAUAUAGGUCUCAUUCAUACAGUGUAUGAGUAGGAUCAUUUGGACAGUUGUCCACAAGGACCAAUUUUUAAAACAUGUUAUUGUGUCAUAGCUCAAUAGUCUAGUAUGUUUUGUUCUUUAUUUUCAAUAUUCGAUAAACAUUUGAUGUUGAAAAUUUAGAUGAUAGAUGCUUGUAUAUGAAUGUGUUGUAAUAAAGUGAGGUUU
Messenger RNA from Fukomys damarensis (Damara mole-rat), 5566 nucleotides. RefSeq names its product SERTA domain containing 4 (gene Sertad4). Lineage: Eukaryota; Metazoa; Chordata; Mammalia; Rodentia; Bathyergidae. The transcript is spliced from 4 exons. The record is from RefSeq and is a predicted model, not a curated record. Gene Ontology annotation, cellular component: nucleus. The coding region runs from base 2836 to 3879 and encodes 347 amino acids.